Messenger RNA from Aspergillus saccharolyticus JOP 1030-1, 2114 nucleotides. Its product is annotated as Myb-like DNA-binding domain protein. Lineage: Eukaryota; Fungi; Ascomycota; Eurotiomycetes; Eurotiales; Aspergillaceae. Gene Ontology annotation, molecular function: protein heterodimerization activity; histone binding. Bases 204 to 1898 code for a protein of 564 amino acids. Gene Ontology annotation, cellular component: nucleus. The transcript has a single exon. The record is from RefSeq and is a predicted model, not a curated record.
GCUUCGUACGAUGCGUGAGAAACACAAGCUGACAUUAUUUCAAAUUGUGUUACUCUACAGCCUGAUAGUGCGAACGCAAGUCCCACGUCCAUCUUACAGUUCAGUGUUUCCAUAUUGCAAAAUCAACAAAAUCGAAAGUCCUCAUCCCUACGUAACACUAUCUGCUCCCCCGAAUACUGCGCACAGUCUACACAUCCAGGAACAUGGAGCGACCUACCAAGCGAGCUCGGUUCGCCUUGCCAGUAGAGCCCGAUGAAGACGGCGGGGACGACAUUGAUAUCCACGAAGCGCGGGCCCAGAACGACCAACGUCUCAAGUCGAUCUUCGAGGGAAUCUUCGAAAAAUACGGCAAGGAUUUCACAGACGUUGGCGAUGAGAUUGAUCUUCAGACGGGCAAAAUCAUCGUGAACAAUGGCCACAUCCAAGAACUAGAGGAGGAAGGGGAAGAGGAUCCCGAAGCAGCCACCACUUCGGGCUGGCGACAAUUUGAGCGAGAGCGUUCUAUUGCUUCGGACGGAAAGGUUGAUCAGCACUCGUCUACCGCGUUGUCUAUUGAGGAGACUAGCAGUGAUUUGGCUGGGGCUGCGGGAAUGGACGGUAAUCGGAACAGUGAUUCACGAACUCACUCUCCCGCGUUGUCGAUCCCGGAGCCGCAGUCCGGACCGGCGUUCCUGCACCAUCAUCACCAGACAGCUUGGGAAGAAGAGGCCUCGGAUGCACCCAAUGAGGUCGAUGACGAUGAAGCAAGUGUGGACUCUUUGCUGGAUAACACGCUGCGCAUCGAAAGCAUUCUCCCAGAGCAACGCGCCGGCGCCGAGACCGAUACGACCACUGGCCGGCUUGGGAUGGGAAAAGCAAAACCUGCGGCUGAAGCGCCCGCCCAAUCCCACGGCCAGAGACGCAGCCAAGUGGCGGAGGAGCUAUGGCGGGUGCCCGAAAUCGACGCGAGCUUCUCCACGCCGACAUGGAAUAGGUCACGACCUACCCCAGCGGCGUCCACGGUGAAUCGCGUUCGCUCGCAGUCUCCACCGGGAGCUGGCUCCCUCUGGUCCGUACCUGCAACGUCGCGACGAGGCCCUCGUAGGGAUCACCACGCAAGGAUCACGAAAAGCAGACCGCAGCAGAGAACCACCCAGUCGAGCCCCGUCGUCUGCGACUGGUCCUUUGCAGAAACUCCCGAUGGAGAUGAGUCUGACGACCCAUUGCAGGAGAACUACGAGCCGUCCCCAACACCCAAACGGAGCAUCCAUGUCCGCAGGCAGACGGCCGUGGAAGCUCAAUCAUCGCAUCCUUUGAACUAUCAAUGCGCGGAUUGCAAACAGGUUUUCGUACGGGGCGGGUACAUCACCCAUCUCAAGGCAAUUGCCUCUAGACCGUUUGACGGCCAGCACGAUCGGUCGGAAGUUGCUCGCCGACUUGAGGAUUUGACAAACGAACCCGCGUCAAAGUCGCCGGCCAAAACAACAGCAUCAGCCACAUCAAGCAUUCUUAUUGGUUCUGUAAAGAGGACAGCUCAGUCGCGCGCAAAUGAUCUACGGGAUAACGACGCUACUCCUACGAAGAAACGUGCUCGAAAUGUCAUCCAGCCGGACGAAGCGAGAUUAAUCAUCACAAUGAGACAAGUACAGGGGAAGAAAUGGAGUGAAAUCCUCGACUGCCUUCCACACACGAAACUAACAUCGCUGAUCCAAUGGAAUUGCAAACAUUGGAGUGAUCGUCGGGCGAAUCCACCCUUAUUGUCUAAGCCGUGGUCCAAAGCCGAGCGAGCGAUCCUAAGCAAGUUUGUAGAGCAAGAAGGCCUAAGCUGGACCACAAUCCGCGAAAAACUACCUGGCCGGCCUCACGCUGGGAUUGAGUUCGAGCUGUUACAGCUCUGGGCUGGCAAGGAUGCAUUGUGACAGUGUCCAGCAGCCAGAAUGACUGGACGGAAAGCUCAAUCGGUUCCGACGAAUCGAAUCACAGAUGAACGGCAACUGAGUCAGGGCGCCGAUUCUGACAUGCAGUCCGUCAGCGGGUCCGAUCGGCCACAGCAUGUUAACUUCCAGAUCCCGGCAUUCGUGUCCGGACCCACUAGGUCCAGCCGAAGCGAGGGAUUGUGUUUGAUAUCAUCGCCC